UAUCCCUACGCAGCGCGUCUUGUUUGGGGGAGGGGGGAGGGAAUCGGCAUUAGAGGAAGAAGGGAGAUCGGCCGAGGCGGCGGUGGGAGAAGAGAGUGGGGACACGGCGGGAUCGCAGCCCGUCUGACUCAGGCCCGGGAGGGGCGCGCGGUUGGGUCCGACUCCGCCAUGAAGAAUCGGGACAAAGAGGGGGCCGCUUCGAAGCUGCCGGCCAGCCCCGCCAAAGCCAAAGCCCGGGCGGGGCCUCAGGAAGCCGGGGCAGCCCCCGCCCCGAAGCCGGACGGCGCCCCGGAGCCCAAGAGCCAGGGGGCAUCCGGCGCCCCCGCCCCCAGGGCGGGCGGGCCUGCCGAAGGGCCCAAGAGCCAAGCCCAGGACAAGAGCGACGGGGGGCAAACCAAGAAUUCUCAGUCAGGGCCAGUUUGUGAUGUCUCCGAGGAGCUGAGUCGGCAGUUGGAAGACAUACUGAAUACCUACUGUGUUGAUAGUAGUCAGGAGGGACCAGGUGAUGAUGGGGGCCAGAAUGAACACACAGAGCCAGAUGAGAUGGAGAAGAAUAGGAAUUAUUCUGCACGGAAUGGAGAACCAGAACCAGGGACCCCCGUAGUCAAUGGAGUGAAGGAAACUUCCAAGGGAGAGCCAGGUGUUGAAGAGAUUCGGGCAAAUGAUGAGUGUGGAGAUCGAGACCAGAAGCGGGUCCAGGAAAAAAAGAAGGCCAAAGGCCUGGGGAAGGAGAUCACUCUGCUGAUGCAGACCCUGAACACCCUUAGCACCCCAGAAGAGAAGUUGGCUGCAUUAUGCAAGAAAUAUGCUGAACUGCUGGAGGAACACCGCAAUUCCCAGAAACAGAUGAAAGUCCUGCAGAAGAAGCAGAGUCAGCUGGUACAAGAGAAAGAACACCUAAGGAGUGAGCACAGUCGGGCUGUACUGGCCCGCAGUAAGCUGGAAAGCUUGUGUCGGGAGCUUCAGAGACACAACCGGACCCUCAAGGAAGAAGGUGUCCAGCGAGCACGAGAGGAAGAAGAAAAGAGGAAGGAGGUGACCUCCCACUUCCAAGUGACCCUGAAUGACAUCCAACUGCAGAUGGAACAGCAUAAUGAGCGCAACUCAAAGCUGCGCCAGGAGAACAUGGAGCUGGCCGAGCGGCUGAAGAAGCUCAUUGAGCAGUAUGAGCUGCGGGAAGAGCAUAUUGACAAGGUCUUCAAACACAAGGAUCUGCAGCAGCAGCUGGUGGAUGCCAAGCUCCUGCAGGCCCAGGAGAUGCUGAAGGAGGCAGAGGACAGGCAUCAGCGAGAAAAGGAUUUUCUCCUGAAGGAAGCUGUGGAGUCCCAGCGUGUGUGUGAGCUGAUGAAGCAGCAGGAGGCCCACCUGAAGCAGCAGCUUGCACUGUACACAGAGAAGUUUGAGGAGUUCCAGAACACACUGUCCAAGAGCAGCGAAGUGUUCACAACGUUUAAGCAGGAAAUGGAAAAGAUGACCAAAAAGAUCAAGAAGCUGGAGAAAGAGACCACCAUGUACCGAUCCCGGUGGGAGAGCAGCAAUAAGGCACUGCUGGAGAUGGCUGAGGAGAAAACUCUUCGAGACAAGGAGCUGGAGGGCCUGCAAGUGAAAAUUCAACGGCUGGAGAAGCUUUGCCGGGCCCUGCAGAGCGAACGCAACGACCUGAACAAGAAGGUGCAGGACCUGAGUGCCCACCCUCCACCAGGCGAAGCAGACACCCCAGAAUCCCCCAAAGGCCCUCGGAGGGACAGCGGUGCUGAGCCGCUGGUGGAGGGCCUAGGCCCGGAGGCUCCCCGGGCUCUGGGUCCCACAGAGGCUGCCCCCCAGAGCCUAGAACUGAGCCCAAGUGUUUCAGGCCAGAUGGAGACUGAUGAAGCCACCCCUUCUGCUGACUAGAGACCCUGGUGGAGGGAAGACCAGGGAUGGCAGGAGGGGGCUGGUGAAUGUUACAGGCCCCACUGCUAUGUCCCCUCUUGGCUUAGGGGCUGUGGGGAAGAGCUGGGGCCCAUGAGGCAUUUGACACUUUGCGAUUUAGGUUCUUGAAGAUGAUUUUUAUAUAUAUAUGGCAUAUAAAAGUGUGUGCGGUGCCCCAUACUUUUAUAUACAUACAUGUAUAAAACGAUUGCUCGCUUUCCCGUGCUUCAAUGCAUGGGGAGAGACAUGUGUCUACUCUGUGCUUUGGAGGGCUCAGCUGGGGGUGGCGCCUGUGACUGCCCAGUCAUGGCAGCUUAUGUUAUUGGCUGGUCGUCCUUUCCCUCUCCCUCCCAGAUUCGCAGUUCGCCUCGCUCCCAGCUCCCAUGACCGUAACUCACUGGUGUCCCAGUGUAUACACGCACAAGUGCACACGCGCUCUUGCAUCUUGGAUGAGAGGAUGGAGCUCUCCCACAGCACUGUCUUUGUCCCUCUUGUUUCUGUGUUUUCCAGGGGGGAGAGGCAAAAGCACAGAGCCCAUUCAUUUAAAGACCCACCUAGUGGGAGUCUUGUGCCCAAACUAGACCAUGCGUCCCAGUAGCCUUAUGAUUCACAGUUGCCUCUCCCUCCAGCACAAGCAGACUGAAAAGAGGUCGUCCAAAGAGGGUGGUUUGAGGUGGUUUGGGGUGGGGGGUUUGUAUUACUGAGGAAUUGAUAAGGUUGGAAGAGACUAUAGACUGUCUCCCUUCUGACUACAACAAUCCCACUCCUCUUGGCCACAGCUUCGGGCCUGUAACUGAGUCGGUGCAGUGCCUGCCUGUACCUUGUGGAGAGAGAUUGAUGCUUCCCUUUCGUUACCCAGGAUGUGCUUGAAUCACUACAAAAGUUGUAUAGAGCCUCGAGGGCUGCCUCUUGUCCCCAUAGCGGCUCAGCCCCAGAAUCACAGUCCCCCUUCUCUCCCUCCUCCCCAUUUCCAUGGAUUCCUCAGAAUGAUCCUCAGCCAGCACCUGGGAUUACUCCAGUGAAAUUUCUAGCCAGACUCCAACUCUGCCUUCCUUGACUGAGCAGCAAACAUGGGGCCUGCUGCUUGAAGGGUGACUGCCUGGACUUUGGGAGUCUGGGCCGAGAGCUCUGGCUCUGGAUUAGCUUCUACACCAGCCAAGGACAGAAGAGCACCGUUGGGUGAUUACUGGAAAGGGCCAGAGAUCUAUAGCUUGAGAGCCAUCUCCCAUCUAAUGAGCCUGGUGCCAGGGAGUUUUGCCUUCCCUUGUUUUGACCAGGUAGCACGCUUACACUGUCAAUCAUGCCUACUGUGGUGUAGGCAAACCUGUGGGAGGAAAUGGUGCCCCAGGACCAGCCAAGCCCCAGCUGCUGGGUGAUGACUUCUGCAGCCCAGCCUUUUGCCUCAGGGGGACCAGAGGAGCCACACAAACUGCAAGGGUAGAGUAGACUAAGGGGACUGGCUUGGAGGACCUCAACCACCUUGAUUUCUCCACAUCCCUCCUCACCUUUUUCCACAUCACAGAGGCUGUCUCAUGUCUCACCAAGUCUUGUUUGCAGACUAAUCCUAAAUCAUGUUCUCACAGACCUUAUUUCCCAGCAUCAUAGUCUUCCCUUCCCCUUGUGCUCUGACUUCUUUUGGAUGGCUCUGGAUUAGAUUUCCUUCUCGAGGGGAGUCCUAGGCCUCAGAGACCAGACUAGCAUCCAGCUGAAACUUUAUAUGUGUUAUCCCUUGUCUUAGUAGGGCCAGCCUGAAGGUGUGGCAUGGGACACUUGGGUUCUCAGGAGCUGGCAAUGGGACUGGUCAAUGGAUGCAUGUUUGCCCUAGAAGGAAUUUCUGUGGACCCUGACCAAGCACUUGGGUUUCAUUUACAUUUCAGCCUAAGAAGUCUCACCUCUGGGGUAGAAUAGAUGGAUCUGUGUUGCUUCUAUCCCUUUAUUCCUUUUCAGUCUUCCAAGGUGCCCUUUCUUCCUCUGUCCUUUGCCUGCUAGCCCAGAGCUGCCUUCCAAGGCCACACAGGGCUGUCUGGGUAGUUCGUUUGGACUUCUCUCUGCAUAAAGAGGGCACAGAUGGCACUCAUUGCCCAACUCACUUCAGCUACCUCUGAGCUGCUGUAGGCCUGGGACUACAGGAGCAGACUCUAGCCCUCCACAUUGGGUCCCUUUGCUGGGAAAUGAGCUAAUGAGUCCAAAUGCUUCAUCUUGCCACAGACGAUAACUCCUUGGUUCAACACCAGUAAACCCUGUUUAGGAUUCAGUGCUGGAUCUGCUUACCCAGGCAACAAGAGUUAACCACACUAGGGCUUCCUUCACCCUCCUUGGGCCCUUUUAAUUCUUACUUAGCCUUUCUCCCACUAGUGACCAAAUCUCAGAAUUGCUGCUGGUAGCUCUACAAAGCUACAGCCCCCUCCUUUUGGCUCUUAAAGUGGUUGCUUAGCCCUGGGCAGGAAAAGGGAUUUUGUUGCACAAGGAGCCUGGGCAGGUCCCAGUGGACGAGUGAUCCAAAAAGAGUACUGUACCUGGCCCCCUCAGCCUUGGACCCAGAGAGCUCUGAAGCUGGUGGCUUUUGUUUCAGGGAUUCAGCCCCAUGCACACUCCACUUUGGCCUGUGGUUCUCGUCCCAAGAACUUGUCCAGCCCAUUGGACCAUGGCAUUCUGGCGUUAAUUGUCCAUGGGUCAAACUUGGGCAUUUUCUGUAUUGAGUAGCUUAGAAUGGCUCGGUAUGGGGCUGUGAAACACCCCCACCCGGCCAAUGGUACAGCAGGGUAAACAGGGUUUGGGGGAGAAGAGUAAGGGGUUGGCUUCCUGCCUGGUGGGCUGUCCAGGCAGCCUGACCUCAUGGGGUUUGGAAGUUGUAUGCUAACAGCUAAAUUUUUUUUCCUUUUCACAACAGACGGGGUGAUUUUGAUGUAUUUUUAACCACAUUAAAGUCUGUUGCCUUAA
Messenger RNA from Sarcophilus harrisii (Tasmanian devil), 4851 nucleotides. RefSeq names its product taxilin alpha (gene TXLNA). Gene Ontology annotation, molecular function: syntaxin binding. Bases 169 to 1893 code for a protein of 574 amino acids. The record is from RefSeq and is a predicted model, not a curated record. The transcript is spliced from 11 exons. NCBI's taxonomy places the organism in Eukaryota, Metazoa, Chordata, Mammalia, Dasyuromorphia, Dasyuridae.